Molecule: messenger RNA, 734 nt
Organism: Syzygium oleosum
Lineage: Eukaryota; Viridiplantae; Streptophyta; Magnoliopsida; Myrtales; Myrtaceae
Exons: 3
Coding region: 121-453 (110 amino acids)
Source: RefSeq, a predicted model, not a curated record
AUUGCAGCAAAGUCCUACAUAUAGUGGUAGAAGCCUCUAGGGUUUUGGGUGUGUGAUGGGCUGUAGUGACCCGCUCUUAAUGCCAAUCGAGGGUCUUGGCGGGCUUGUGAUUCCGCCGACAUGGCCAGCCCUUGUUGCCCCAUCGAGAUGGAGCCUCGCACCUUGAGGCAAGGCCAGCUCAACCAUGCCCGGGAAGUUGCCGCGGACGUAAUUCAAAAGAUGGAACCAAAUAAAGCCACGUCCAUAUUCACCGAGGAAUCAAAGCCAAUUGAACCCACAAAGGACACGCGGCGAUCAGCCGAGGACGGAGAGGAAGUCGACGGCGAGCUAAUCGAGCCACGAAAGCAGGGGGCGGAAUGUAUGGAGAAACCUUGCCAGUGCUCGUGCGCGUCGGCAUUGAGCGAAUCUCCGGACCAACUCAUGCUCAAGGAGCCUCUUUCAGCACCAUUCUGAUGCACCUGAACAGCCCUCCUUUCUUUCUGCUGCACUAGCCAUUUCUGUAACUUGAAUAAUGAGUGUCUUGUUUGUAUGUAAGGACGAUCUUGUUGGACAUGUUAUUGUUUCAGACGAUGCAAUUGACUGUGAUGCCCAUUUGGCUGUUGAAAAGAGCUUUAAUAAUAACUAUGUGGGUUCUUCACAUUGUGGAAGUUUCCCAUGGCAGAGAAAAUUUGCUGAGUAGAAGGGGAAAAAAGAAAUUAGAUUAUUUCAAUAAAGAUGAUUAUAAUUCGAGUUUA